Molecule: messenger RNA, 4911 nt
Organism: Oryctolagus cuniculus (rabbit)
Lineage: Eukaryota; Metazoa; Chordata; Mammalia; Lagomorpha; Leporidae
Gene: KDSR
Product: 3-ketodihydrosphingosine reductase
Biological process (GO): sphingolipid biosynthetic process
Cellular component (GO): endoplasmic reticulum membrane
Molecular function (GO): 3-dehydrosphinganine reductase activity
Source: RefSeq, a predicted model, not a curated record
CUCCCGGCUCCCGCUGCGCGCCGGCCGCCGCGCGUGAUCGCCCCGCCGCCGCCGGCGUCCACCCCGCGCCCGGCCCGCCUCCGGGGCCCGCGGCCGCGGCCGAGCGAUGCUGCUGCUGGCGGCCGCCUUCCUCGUGGCCUUCGUGCUGCUGCUCUACAUGGUGUCUCCGCUCAUCAGCCCCAAGCCGCUCGCCCUGCCCGGGGCGCAUGUGGUGGUUACGGGAGGUUCCAGUGGCAUUGGGAAGUGCAUUGCUAUCGAGUGCUAUAAACAAGGCGCAUUUAUAACUCUCGUUGCCCGGAAUGAGGACAAGUUGCUGCAGGCAAAGAAAGAAAUUGAAAAGCAUUCUAUAAAUGACAAACAGGUUGUCCUUUGUAUAUCAGUUGAUGUAUCUCAAGAUUAUAACCAAGUAGAGAAUGUCAUAAAACAAGCACAGGAGAAGCUGGGACCAGUGGACAUGCUGGUCAACUGUGCAGGAAUGUCCGUGGCAGGGAAGUUUGAAGAUCUCGAAGUUAGCACUUUUGAAAGACUGAUGAACCUGAAUUACCUGGGCAGUGUGUACCCCAGCCGAGCCGUCAUCACCACCAUGAAGGAGCGCCGGGUGGGCAGGAUCGUGUUUGUGUCUUCCCAGGCCGGGCAGUUGGGGCUGUUCGGCUUCACGGCCUACUCCUCGUCCAAGUUUGCUCUGCGGGGCUUGGCUGAAGCUUUGCAGAUGGAGGUGAAGCCCUACAACGUCUACGUCACGGUCGCCUACCCGCCCGACACAGACACCCCCGGGUUUGCUGAGGAAAACAAAACGAAGCCUUUGGAAACUCGACUUAUUUCAGAGACCACAUCUAUUUGCAAACCAGAACAGGUUGCCAAACAAAUUGUCAAAGAUGCCAUACAAGGGAACUUUAAUAGUUCGGUUGGCUCUGACGGGUACAUGCUCUCGUCCCUCACCUGUGGGAUGGCUCCAGUGACUUCCAUUACUGAAGGGCUCCAGCAGGUGGUCACCAUGGGCCUUUUCCGCACGAUUGCUUUGUUUUAUCUCGGGAGUUUUGACAGCAUAAUCCGCCGCUGCAUGAUGCAGAAAGCAAGAUCUGAAACUGCAGACAAAACUGCCUAAUCCAUACCCCUUGGAAGAAGACUUGUUUCCAAGUAAUUCCAACAGCUUGCUGCUAAAUGGGACCCAAGGUUUGGCCUGAAGACACUUCCAUGUUGUUUUUGAAUGUGUGAGAUUGGACCACUGGUCUUCAGAAACCUGGCUGAAAGUGAGGGGGUCGAAGGCCAGCUCCAGAGAGUGUCGUGAACACUAUGCAAACCUGGCAUGGGAGACCAUCGGACUGUCUGGGCUCCAGGCUGGACAGGUGGUGCUGGGAGAACCAGCAGCAGGUGAACAGGGUAAAGUACAGGAUUUCAGAAUGAUCAUUUAAAUGUUUUGUAUUUAUUCCGCUUCUGCCCCCAACCAUACCCCAGAGAGAGACCAGGUCCAGAAAUAUACUUAAUGGCACAAAGAAAUCUUGAGGACUUUUUUAAACCUUCCAUGAAGGCAGAGUAUGGAUUACUGGGGUUUUGCUUUUUUUUCCACCUGUUUUUCACUUGGUCUGUUUUGUUGGAAAAGAGUUUUACACAUCACUUAUGAGUGAACGCGGCUGACACCUAGGUGUUGUACUUGGGACUCACUCUGCUGCAGCUGAUGGAAACUCGGGGCUUCUCUCUCUCUUUGAUCCCACUAAGCUCCCGGGGGAUGAGAGAGGGCACUGCGGUGAAAGGUAAGGAGAUUAAUAUUUUCCAGUAGGGAAAACAGUGCUUUCUUGUCUUCUUUAGACUCAGAUGUUUGGGAACUUUUCAUUUUUCAUUCGUGGGGAAAGGCAGCCUCCUUAAAUGUUUCUGAAGAGAAAUAAAAAUCUUAGAAGCUUAAAAGUUUACAACUUCUUCAGUAGCCAUGCUGAUCUGAAGUCCACUCAUUCUAUUUUAGCAUCUUCUUAUUCCUCCCAUCUCUUCCUUCCCAAUUCUGCUUAUCUGGCUGUUAAGAUUUUUGUAAGGGAAAAAAAAAGAAGAAAAGAAAAAAAGAAGGCCAGCUACAACUUUUUGACUUGACUUUUUAAAUUAAUUCUUGAAUUAAUUAAAACAAGUGAAAACAUGACAAAGUGUGACAUUCUUCUUGUAGCCAAUCUGUAGCUUUCAGAGAAGACUCUUGAUGGUUCAUGUAAAUUGUACUCAUUAGGGAAAGAAGACAAGGCUGGUUUUGAAUAUACUCGUUUUGGAAAUCAGAUGAUCACCUGUUCUUUCUGCGACUCGGCCCCCAACUCUGAGGGCAUGACCUUCGGGCCACAUGUCCAGGAAGCCACUCUUUACUCUCACAAUAGGACGUGUCUUCAAAAAGUUCAUGGAAAAUACGUAUUGGGAAUAAACAAUGUGUGGAUUUCAAAAGCGUUUGCACCAAAAUAAACAGCUUUUAAUUCCACUUUUUUCCACGAACUUUGUGAAGUCCUCUCAUCUAGCCCUGGAAAUCCUCUCGGCUCCAUGAAUGUUCCCAGGUACAGGGACCUCUUGUCCAUAUAGGGGAUUUCUACAGCAAGUGCCUGAGAUAGGUUUUAGCCAAAUUCCCUGCUCCUCCAGUUACGCGUAUGCACACCUCUGACUUAAGAAAGUUACCUCUCUGUGUGUGACCCCUCCUUCUCACCCACACAGCAGUGCAUUCUGGUUCACUUCGGCGAGAAAAAGACCUCUGCUUUUGAAGAAGAAACUUUUUUAUUGUAAAAUAAAUAAAUAAAUGCUCAAUAGAAGAUGGAAACCUGAAAAUGAUAGCAAGCCUUUUAUAAACUUGAGUUUUUGAAGCUUUUGAAUUUAAAAAGACUUAAUUUUUAGAUAGUAAAAUGUUUAAUGGCUUAAAUCCAUGUUAUCUUUUUAUCAAGAUCUGAGAAGGACAUAUUUUAAAUACUGGUAAAUACAGAAGAAAUUAUUACUUAAUAUAUAAAUUGCCCGGAAUGACUUCAUCACAGUUUACGGGAGUAGGUUGAUGCCAAAAUGGUUUUAUAAACCUCUCAGCCUUAUUUAGCCAAAGUUUGUGACUGCUGGGCCACAAAAAUGGAAAUAUGGCUCUACCUUUGUAGUUUGCAGAAAAUAAUUACAUUAAUAUCUUUUUUUUAAAGUAAAUGUUCCUUGAAUGUUGACACCUUCUACUACUGGUCUGUACAUAUUGAGGUCUAUCCAUGAUGGUUUCUGAUUCAAUGAAAUUAAUAUUCAGCAAUUUUUCAAUAUACAUUUUUUCCAGGUAUCCUCAGAGAGAGUGUCUGUGGGCAGUCUGCUGCUUGGAUGAAUUUUAGAGCCCCUGUUCUGUGGUAGGAGGUACAGUCCCUAGCCUGGGUUAGGCUCAGGCUGAGAGAUUUUGUAGAGGUCAUAAUGUCUUGGAAACAGCUUCUGUGUCAGAGAGGUUAAAGGUCCACAGUCCCUUGUCCCAAAAGCCUUCAAAACUAAGUGUGCUUUUCUGAAGUUGAUGCCGUAAUUGAAUUGGGAGCAGCUGCUGGGAUCACUGUGGUCAUCAUUAUGCCACUUCACGGGACUGCUUGCUACUUCACCUGGGUUCGUUCCAAGCACUGCCCCAGACUCUCUGAAGGUAUUCUGUAAUACCCAAUAUGCUUCCUAAGACCUCGUUAAAAUCCAACCAGCUAUGAAUUCUGAUACGCAUCUGGCCCAAAAGGUCUGGAAUAGGGGAUUUGUAGACUUUUAAACUGCCUCACACAAUGGUCCAACUUUAUCCAAUACAUGAAAAUACUAGAAGGAAAAUUUUCCUUUUUUAUCUUUUUUGGCUCAGUUCUUAUGCAACUUGUUUCUCUGCUCAGGGGAAGAGAGCAAACAAGCAAAAUUCCCAAGUCCGAUGGCUAGGGAGACGAUCCACUUUGUCCUAGGGAUCACACUGAUUGGGCACCAUCUACUUCCACCCAGAGGCGGAGAAUCUUGCCCACGCCAGGAGAACGUUAAUUACAGUUCCCUUGCAACAUGAGAGAACUGCGUGAAGCUCAGUUCUGAAGUGCCUCCUCUGCUGGGUUUGGCUGCACUAUUUCACUGUAAUGCUUAUUUGUAAGGAUAUUCAUUUAAAUAACAUUCAGCCACGGAAAUUCCAAAGUGUGUUCUAGGACCCUUCAUAAUUGAAAAGGGUAUAGAAAGCAAUCCUCGUUCCUUUUUACAAAAACAAAAUCAUGAAAUUGUCCUUUCCUUUAUAUAUUUUAACUUAAUCACUUGCAUAGUUGAAAAGAAAGUUUGAUGCUGUUAUGCUCUCUUUACAUUAAUACUUACAUAUAUUUAGCUAUAAAUCUUUAUCUAGAUCUGUUCAACCAUCUAUUAUAGAGUCUUACAACUGAAACCUUGAGGGACUAUUUCUGAUAUUUAGAUGAUAAAAGCAUUUUGGUAAAAGUUGUUUCAAUUCCAAGAAUUGUAUGUUUGUCUCUUUCCAAAAGAAGGCAAUAUCAUAGAUAUCUUUUGCUGAAUUAUAUCACCAUUUAGUACUAUUACAUCAUGUUCCAAUUUAAGCACACCUCACCCGAGAUCACUUUUAAAUAUUGGUACUUUUUGACAUAAGAUGCUUUGUAUCUUUCUCAUUUCCUCUAGUUCUAACAACGCAGCUUUAAAAAGUACUUGCUAACUCGGACCUUCGGGAUUCUGGAGUAAAUCUUGCUGUUCAGAUUACAGUUCAGUGCGAUGACUGUGGGUUUGAUAUUUGGAAGAAGCGAUGGUAGCAAUUAUAUUUUACAUUGGCUUGAUGUGAAAACUGUAAAGACAUUUUUAAAUUGAUAAAAGUGCACCUGGCUAUUUUGAUACAUUUUAGAACUUGUGUUUGCUACUUGAGACGCUUUUGUGGCAGAAUUGUAACCUAAUUUUCAUAUCUUGUAUUUCUGAAUCACAACAAAAAUAAAUGGGGAACAAGCUUUA